CUACACGAAGAUCGAAAAAAUUCCAGAAUCUUCGAAAAUCGAAUUCUGCGAAUUCUGCGAGAUGUGGGCAGGGCAAGACGGGGAAAUUAACAGAUCCGACGAAAUCAAAGGCAACGAAUCGAGGAACGAGGAGAAAAACGACGAAUCAAACGGAAACGGAGAGGAGAUGGGGAGAAUUCCGUUACCGUGGGAGAUUCUUCAGCCGGUUCUGAGAGUGCUAGGGCACUGCCUUCUGGGGACGAGUUUGAUAAGCAAAUGCAAGAAGAACGAAACAACGACGCCGUUGUUCAACGCGGCCAUUGCUGCGAUUCGGAGGUUGUACGCGAGAUCGAUGCACGAUAUAAACCCCAAAGCGAUUUUGGCGACUGGAAGUUUGGUGAAAUUGGGGAUGAUGGCUAUGGAACCGGUGGAUGAGAUUGAUUACACUGAAAUUCCUCUUCAAACCGUCAUCCACCUCUAGCAAUCUUUUUUUUUUUUUUUUUUUGAAUUUAUUUGUAAUCAAAUUGGAAUUGUAAGAUAUAAAAAGUAUAUUUUUAUCCAAAUAUUUCUCGAGUCGCAUUUGAGAUUCUUGAGAGAAUUGGGUUUUGUUUAGCUUAUAGCUUAGUUUCUGA
This is a messenger RNA of Momordica charantia (bitter melon), 611 nucleotides long. RefSeq names its product hyccin. Lineage: Eukaryota; Viridiplantae; Streptophyta; Magnoliopsida; Cucurbitales; Cucurbitaceae. The record is from RefSeq and is a predicted model, not a curated record. Gene Ontology annotation, biological process: protein localization to plasma membrane; phosphatidylinositol phosphate biosynthetic process. Gene Ontology annotation, cellular component: plasma membrane.